AUGUCGUCUAAAUCCACCACAGGGCGGGCCGCUGCACCAAACGAUCAGAGGCCUGCGAAGCAAUCGGGAGCGAAGAACGCCUACCUCCUUGCUUACAAUGCCGUAUCUGCCGCGCUAUGGGCAGGCGUUCUUUACCAGACCGCCACCAUCGGAGUCAAUGAAGUAUUGAAUGCACACAAGGCGGUUGCGUUCUUCGGCAACGGUGACUGGCCCACUGCGAUACAGAGAGGACUAUCGAGUGCAAAAGUAUACGACAACCUCGAAUACUACACAAGGACUGUGCAGAGCCUGGCAGGACUCGAGGUACUUCAUAGUUUGGUUGGCAUCGUCAGAGCACCUCUCUUGACUACACUCAUGCAGGUUGCUUCACGCUUCUUGCUCGUCCACCUCAUUGCCUCGCCCUACGCUUUCCCUUUCUCAACGCGCCAUUCGCCAGCCUAUACCACCAUGUUGCUCGCAUGGUCUAUCACAGAAGUCAUCCGUUACUCGUACUUUGUCUUCUCUCUAGCGGGGGCAGGAGUACCGAAGCUCUGGACAUGGCUGAGAUACAACACCUUCCUCGUGCUCUACCCGCUAGGCAUCUCGUCCGAAUGCUGGUUGGUGUACCAGGCCAUCCCGCUCGCAAGCCAGAGGAAUGAAUUGUUUGGGUACGCGCUUUGGGCUAUCCUGGCCAUCUAUGUGCCCGGAUCGUACAUCUUGUUCUCCCACAUGUUGGCGCAGAGGAGGAAGAUUGCUAGGCAGAGCAGGAAGGCGUGA
This is a messenger RNA of Bipolaris zeicola 26-R-13, 756 nucleotides long. RefSeq lists its product as uncharacterized. NCBI's taxonomy places the organism in Eukaryota, Fungi, Ascomycota, Dothideomycetes, Pleosporales, Pleosporaceae. Gene Ontology annotation, molecular function: 3-hydroxyacyl-CoA dehydratase activity. Bases 1 to 756 code for a protein of 251 amino acids. Gene Ontology annotation, cellular component: endoplasmic reticulum membrane. Gene Ontology annotation, biological process: fatty acid elongation; sphingolipid biosynthetic process; very long-chain fatty acid biosynthetic process. The record is from RefSeq and is a predicted model, not a curated record. The transcript has 2 exons.